Arabidopsis thaliana (thale cress) is the source of this 1243-nucleotide messenger RNA. RefSeq names its product FBD / Leucine Rich Repeat domains containing protein. The record is from RefSeq and is marked reviewed. The transcript has 3 exons. Bases 1 to 969 code for a protein of 322 amino acids. NCBI's taxonomy places the organism in Eukaryota, Viridiplantae, Streptophyta, Magnoliopsida, Brassicales, Brassicaceae.
AUGUGGGUUGUAGUAGUUCUUUCUCGCUAUGUACGUGAGCUGGAGAUUUAUAGUUCUUGCUAUCAGGAUAAGCAAAACAUAUUGCCAAGUAGCUUGUAUACCUGCAAGUCACUCGUGAUUUUGAAGCUCAAUGGCGGGAUUCUCAUGGAUGUUCCUCGAAUGGUUUGUCUUCCUUCUCUGAAAACUUUGGUACUUAAAGGUGUGAACUACUUCAAACAAGAAUCUCUUCAGCGACUUCUAUCUAAUUGCCCUGUUCUUGAAGAUCUAGUAGUGAAUUUAUGUCAUCAUGACAAUAUGGGAAAGUUCAUUGUUAUUGUCCCAUCUUUGCAACGUUUAUCACUCUAUAUAGGUUAUAAGCGUGUUUUAGAUGAGUUUGUCAUAGAUACUCCUUCUUUAGAGUAUUUCAAACUUGUGGAUCGUAAUUAUGAUAGUCACCCAUGUUUGAUUGAGAAUAUGCCUAAGCUGACGGAAGCAUAUGUCGAUGUUAGAUCCACUGAUCUCCAGAGUCUCAUUGGAUCAAUCACUUCUGUCAAGCGGCUUAUAAUAUCCUCUAAGGCUAUGUUUGGUGACGGUUAUAUCUUCAACCGCCUUGAGCGUCUGACACUACAUGUAUUGGAAGAGAACCCGUCGAAUCUCCUUUCCCAGUUCCUCAAAGACUCUCCUAACUUACAAGAACUAGAGUACUUCUCUGAACUAGAUGACAGUUAUGAGAAUAUGCGUAUGUUUCCCUGGAAUCAACCGAGUAUUGUUCCCGAAUGCUUGUUGUCGAGUCUACAAAAGUUCACCUGGUCGCAGUACUUAGGAAGAACACAAGACAGAGAUAUUGCGGUUUACAUCUUGAAAAACGCUUGUUGCUUAAGGAAUGCAACAAUCGAUUCUUAUACAUGUUUGGUUCCAGAACUCAAGAUGAUAAAGGAAUUGACUCGUUCUUCCCGAGCUUCAACAACAUGUGAACUCAACUUUUCUUGAGGAUUUGAGUUUUAAGAUGUUUUCAUUUAUAAAUAGGGUCUAGUUUCCAUCUAGACUCGUCUGAUUGUCCAGCAAAGAUCAGAUCAUGAAUGUCUUGUUCUUUUACUCUCCUACUUGUAUGGUUUCUUUUCCAUCUCUUAAAACUCGUUUUCGACAGAAAGCUUGUUUAUGUAUAAUGGAGAUAUACCUUGUAUGUCAGACAGAAAAGUUUGAGCGUUGCGUAAAGAUGUUCAGCUCAAAGUUAAAAAGAAGAAUACAAUAGCUUAAGAGUUGG